Molecule: messenger RNA, 1236 nt
Organism: Orbicella faveolata
Lineage: Eukaryota; Metazoa; Cnidaria; Anthozoa; Scleractinia; Merulinidae
Product: dynein light chain Tctex-type 5-B-like
Biological process (GO): microtubule-based movement
Cellular component (GO): cytoplasm; cytoplasmic dynein complex
Molecular function (GO): dynein intermediate chain binding
Source: RefSeq, a predicted model, not a curated record
CUUUGUUUACAACCGUCCAUACGUACUUUUUUUUCUAGUUUGUUUUACGCGCGUCUAGGCUCGAUUACCAGCGUAAAGCCAGUGAAAUUCGCACUCUUGUAAUAACAACGAAAGCAACGAUAAAAGAGCCAAAACUUGAACUUGGGACGGUAAACAACAGUUUGUUCGCCAUCGAAUACCCUUCUACACUGAGCCAGGCGUUAUGCUUGCGAUAUCAAAUUUCCAUCCGUUUGUGGUUGUUUGUCACUAAGGGUCACUAAGGGUGUUACAUAUCAACCUGACGGGGAAUUCUUUAGACCGUCUGUUGUGGUAACGAUUCACCUUUCAACUCUUAACGCUGUGAGUUAUAACAUCAUGGAAGAACGCCGCUGCAGGAGUAGUUCUAGCGCCUCGAGUUUGUUCAUCCCAGCGCCGAAAAUUCCGCCGCAUAAAGGGAACUUUGUCAUGACUUACUUCUCGUGCCCGGUUGGUAAUCUUGAACAAGCGUCUUCAUCGACGCAUUCCGCUCGUCCCAGAGCGGCCGCCGUCACUGAAAAUACUUACAAGAUGACGCCAGACAAACGAUUUAGCGCCGCAGAAGUUAGAAGCAUCAUCCAGCAACAUCUACAGUCGCUAGAAUCACAAACAUACGAUCCCAAGCUGUGUAGAGAAUUGGCCAAGGGCAUGUCGAACUCUAUUAUGAGCGAUUUGAAGAUGUUGGGGUAUUCGCGAUUGAAGUUUGUUUGUUCUGUGACUAUUGGACAGCUAAGAGGACAAGAUGUUAGAAUAGCGAGCCGCUCCAUUUGGGACACUGAACGAGAUACAUUUGUCUCUGAGAGUUUCAAGAACGAGACAUUGUUUGCUGUGGGUGUUGUGUUUGGAGUGUAUCACGAGUAGAGCGAAAUCAGCUCUGAAAUUUCAAGAAUUUUAUUUUUUAUUCUACAAGUAGGGCCCUACGGCGAAGGGCCUGAUUUAUUCAGUGUAUUUAUUGCUUACAGGUAUACAUAGUAAAUAGCGUGCACGUUUUCAGACAUUGGUGAAAAUAUAAAUCUAUUAUGUUACGCUUUCGCAUACUGCAGGUUCCGGUUACGUGAGAGGUCGAAGACCGUUGAACACGUUUUCCCGACCCGCAGGCCAAACUUUGUAUAAAGGAUAUAUCUAUAUGCCAGUUCAGGUAUACAUUACUAGGUAAAUAAAGUAAACUAUAUUGCUCUCAUGUGAAUAAAACUGUUGACGAUUUCAAGUGAUUUUAAAACA